Molecule: messenger RNA, 2374 nt
Organism: Petromyzon marinus (sea lamprey)
Lineage: Eukaryota; Metazoa; Chordata; Hyperoartia; Petromyzontiformes; Petromyzontidae
Source: RefSeq, a predicted model, not a curated record
GCAGCCGCAGCAACAGCACUAACAAAAACAACAACAACUACAGCAGCAGCAACAGCACCAACAACAACUACAACAGCAGCAGCAGCAGCGGCGGGGGCAGCAGGGAAGCCUCGCCGUCCCGGCAGCUGACUGCGAGGAGCGGACGACCGAGGACGAGGGAGACGUUUUCGUCCGCCCGUCCGUCCCUCCGCGGCGGAGGAAGCGGAGGGCCAGGAGCGACCCCGCGGCGGCGGCGGGACGCGUCGGGAACCGGGAUCUCCCCCACCCGGAGCCGGGGGAGAUCCCGGCUCCGGGUGGGUCGACGGACAGAACGGCCGCCGGGCCCCUGCCUGCUGGGCGUGCGCGAAGACCUCGAAGACAGAACUAUCGUGCUCGGGACCGGAGUCGACGUUGACAUGCGAAUCCUCCUCCACCGCCGACGACGACCACGACGAGGACGACAUCGAAGGGAACAAUGGGGUCGUGGAGUAUGACCCGGGGGUUGACCCCGCGGCCUCCUUCCCCGACUCGUUGGGCUUUAUAGCAACUGCUCGAACACUCUACCGUGAAUGGCGAGAGUACGGCUGCACCCUGUCUGAGUUCGACAGACUGAAACAUUUGGCAUUAAAGGUGAAGAGGAGGCGGGGACGGUCUUCUUGAACGCCCCCCCCCCCAACCCCCCGGUGGCCGCCGAACCAACCAACAUCUGGAGCGAUGGCUGCCAGGGGCAAGAACGGCAAGACUCGAAGCCUCUCUUUUUUCACGAUAAAUACCACUCGGCUCGCUGGUACGUCGGAGCCAGGCGGAAACGUCGCAGCUUGAGCAAACUUUUUCGUGAGAUGUAAAUGCUUUCGCGCGAGGGCAUUCGGCCGCAUCGUGCUAACGCACCGCACUGCCGGUUGUAACGUUGACAUUUAAACGGUGCGCAGGGCAAACUACUGAUUGGUUACUCGAGGGUUCAAGUCCGGUGCUCCCCACCGAGAAGCCCAACUUGGUCACCCACGCCGGCGAUUCUUCGCACCAUGCGAUGCGUUGUUGGACCCAGAACUGUCUUCUGUCUUCUUGGUGUUGUUGUUGUGAGUUUAUUGGUGACGCUGGCUGCGCCCCAUUGCCACAGCAGAAGGGAGGUGUGGGAGAUGGGGCACCGAAGUCUAUGGUCGACCGCAAGAGAAUGCCGAUUCCAGGUGAAGUGGCAAAGGAUAUCUCUAUGCCUGAUGAACUGCCUGGUAUCAAGUUUCAGCGGGAGGCGAUGAAGGAAAACCUCUACCUGGAGAAUGGCGUCACUGAAGGUGACGGUGAUGAUGGUGGCGGUAAUGGUGAUGAAGGCUGAGGCUCAAGCUACUUCAAAUGCUCCUAUUACUGAAUUCGUUCCAGUUACUACAAAUGCUUCACUUACUACAAAUAAUGCCACAUUCUCUCCACAUAUCGUGACAACGGUCGCUCAACCUGCAACUAUAGCCAUCAUCACCUACACGUUUAAUCUCACCCGACCUCCUGGAGCCAGUUACUCAGAUGCGUGUGAACCCGACCCAACGAUUAUAGCCAUCAUCGCCUACAAGUUUAAUCUCAUCCGACCUCCUGGAGCCAGCUACUCAGAUGCGUGUGAACCCUACCCAACGACUAUAGCCAUCAUCACCUACAAGUUUAAUCUCACCCGACCUCUUGGAGCCAGCUACUCAGAUGCGUGUGAACCCUACCCAACGGAUACCACAGUCCCUCAGAAUACAACCUCCUCGCCGAGCUCUGCCCUGGGAAUCGGCGUGGGAGUCGGGGUGGGAGCCGGGGCUCUGCUCAUCCUCGUCAUCACGCUCGGCGUCUGCUACUGGAAGCGACGCAAUGAGCCCCUCGCCCUACAGAAGGGUCCAAACGCCUCUGCUACAGAGGAUCGCUUACGAUACAUGCAAGGUCCAGGAGUCCAGGGCCAACUGCCGGUGCCGGUUGGACGGCCUGGUAUGAAGUUGCAGCAGGAGGUGCAUGAACUGCCUGGUAUAAGGUUUCAGCGGGAGGCGAUGAAGGGUAAUGCAGAUGAAAUCUACGAAGAGCUGGACGAUGAGGGCAGAGCCCACAAGAAGGAUCGUUGCUACCAAAACUUCAAGGCUCAGGUUCAGCACUCGCCGUCGCCCUACGAAUGCCCGGACUCGCAGUUGGACAGCGACACCACCAAGCCAGGGGUGGAGAGCCCGUACGUGGAUCUUACCGUUCAGUGAGCUGUGAGGCGUGAGGAGGAGGUGUGAGGAGGAGCAGGGCGGUUGAGGAGUAAGAAGGGAGAAGAGCUACAGAUUCACAAAGAGACACACAGACUCGUUACAGAGACCCAUAGACUAAUCACACAGACCUACAGACUCGCCAUACAGAGACCCACAGACUCACCACAGAGACCCACAUACUCACCACG